UGUUGAGAAUCAAACCCACCCAACUUGAAAUGAGGCAAUAACCCUCCCACCCCCUAGACCCCCUCAUUUUUUCCAUCUUGCCCCUCCAGUCCAGUCCACCCUUAAAGCGAAGGUCUUCUUGACUCUCUACCCCCCCGCCUCUCUCCUCCUGUUAAACGCCUGACGUUUGAAAACAAAACAAAGGCCAUGUAUGGAGAGAAAGAUCAUCGUGCCUCUAAUGGUGAGGUUGAGUCUGAGAGGUCUCUAAACAAAGAGAACCCUGUAGAGAAAAUGAUUGGUUUGUCUCGAAAGGGAAUUGAUUUUCUCAGAGAAUCAAAGAUGGGUUUUGAGGGGUUUGGCUUAAAACCCCAAGAACUCACUCUCAGCUACCUCUGUGAGAACAACAACAAUAAUCCCAAACUGGGUUUUUCUCUCAAGGGAAAAGAAGUAAUCUUUUCAGAGCUUUCUAUCCAAGAUGAGAAAUGGGUUGAGAGGGAUUUCUUGAAUCUGAGCGAAACCAAAUCCAAUUCUUCUUCCAAGAGACAAGUCCGCCACGAAGAAGAUGAGGAAGAAGUUGAAGAGAAUUCCUCAAGAGACAAGAAACAAAAGCUAGGGAGGACUUUAAAUCUUUCUUUAGCUUUGCCAGAUGUGUCUCUCUCUUUAACCGCAUCAAAUGCAUUGCAAAAUGUUGAUCCUCUGAUUGAGCCAAAUCGUAAUGAGUCCUUAGGUACGGCGGCGGCGGCGGCGGCAGCAGAAACACAAUCCAAAAAUAACAACACAAAAACUACAUGUUCUAAUGAUUUCACUGCUGCUUCACUUUCUUAUUCGUAUUCACACCCGUUUUCACACAAUCCUAGUUGCUCUAUGACUCUCAAUUCAACUGAGAAUUACGAGUAUUCUGUAGGGAGAGAUGAUCAAAUUUGGUGUGGAGGGGAAGGGACUAAUGGAUCAGUUCAUAGCCGGUUUAGGCCUAUUGGAGAUGGGAUUGUUGCUUUGAACAAUAACAAUCAUGGUGGUGGUGGUUCUAUAAUGCAAGGUAAUCGUGCAACGAAUAAGGAUUCGUGCAAUAAUAGUGUCUAUAAAACUACUAGUUCGGAUAAUCUUUCAUUUUUUCCAUCUGAAUUGCCGGCUAGGCCACGCUUAGAUGCUUAUUCAGGUGAUUCUAGGAGAAGGGAUUCAGAGAAUUUGAGAGGUUUGGAGAGUGGAGAUGGAGAAGGUGAAGCAAAAAAGCUGUCUAGACCAGGGAGAAUUCUUCGUGAGAUUGUUUCUGAGUCCAUUCCUGUUAUGGCUCAGAUAAUUCAGGAGGUAGCCGAAGAAACAUUGGAAUUGACGAAGGAGUACUUGAAGAAUCUAAUUGCUACGACUGAAAAGAGAGACGAGUUAGUUGGCCUUCAAAACCGGCUUCAGAGAAGGUCUGAUCUUACCAAGGAGGCUCUCUUAAAGUGCCAAAGGGAGCAGCUAGAAAUAUUAGUUGCGGUCAAAAUGGGGCAUGGAAGUUUUGUAUCUGGGAAAGUUCGGGUUCCUACGAAUGAGUUGGUGGAGAUUUUCUUGUUUAUGAGGUGUAGGAAUGUGAAUUGCAAGAGUAUAUUGCCUGUGGAUGACUGUGACUGUAAGUUUUGCUCGGGGAAUAAGGGAUUUUGCAGCUCGUGUAUGUGUCCUGUCUGUAUGAAUUUUGAUUGUGCUAGCAAUACAUGCAGUUGGGUUGGCUGUGAUGUUUGCUCCCAUUGGUGCCAUGCUGCUUGUGGCACACAAAAGAAUCUCAUUAGACCUGGUCCUAGCUUGAGGGGACCAUCAGGAACUAGGGAGAUGCAAUUUCACUGCAUUGGGUGCAAUCAUGCUUCUGAGAUGUUUGGCUUUGUCAAGGAUGUGUUUGUGUGCUGUGCAAAGGAUUGGGGUCAAGAAACUCUGAUAAAGGAGCUUGAUUGUGUUAGGAAGAUUUUCAAGGGAAGUGAGGAUUUCAAAGGAAAGGAGUUGCAUACUAAGGCUGAGGACUUGCUCUCCAAGCUUGAAAGAAAACUGAUGUCUUCUAGAGAAGCCUGCAACGUCAUUAUACAGUUCUUCAACUAUGGUAUGUCAGAUUUUCCUGCUUCUGGUGUUUCUGCAAAAGAAUUGAUGCCAACAGAAGCUACCCAUAGAAAAGAUGCAGUACCUAUGCUGCCAGCAACUUCUCUCACUCCAAAAUAUGCCAUUUACAACAUGGGCUCUUCAAGUGGAAGACGUGAUUCACUACCAAAUGAUCUACACCGAAAUGAUCUCAAAGCUUCCCUCCUUGAUGUCCUAAAACUUGAAAAUGAGUUUCAGUUUGGGAAGUUAUCGAAGAAUGAUGGCUUCAACAGCUUAGAAAGCAUUGUGCAGAUCAAAGAAGCUGAAGCAAGAAUGUUCCAGAACAAGGCAGAUGAAGCACAAAGAGAGGCCGAAGGUUACAGGCAGAUGAUUCGGGCAAAAUCUGACAAAUUAGAAGAAGAAUAUGCAGAGAAGCUGGCCAAAAUGUGUUUUCAAGAUACAGAAGAAACACGGAGGAAGAAAAUGGAGGAAUUGAAGACUUUGGAAAAUACAUAUUGUAAUUACUUCAACAUGAAGCUGAGAAUGCAAGCAGAGAUUGCUGGUUUAUUGGAAAGAAUGGAGGCCACAAAGCAGCAAUGGGUGUAAUUUAUUCCUUCGGUUUUUAUAAUUUUGCUCACGGACGAUGCGUAAUCGUGUGCAAUUGUCUUGUAUCUUUGCCAUUUUGAGCUUGAAAUGUUUGUUCUCUAAAUGCAAAAAUGCACGGCUUUCCUUCCUAGCUGUGGAACUGGGGAGCUUGGAAGUUCAUGGCCUUGAUGGGAAGAGCAAGGAACAAAACCAGUGAAAUUCUAUCUUAUAGUAUAUCAAAGGUUGUUUGAUAC
Messenger RNA from Populus trichocarpa (black cottonwood), 2861 nucleotides. Its product is annotated as protein OBERON 3. Gene Ontology annotation, cellular component: nucleus. Bases 187 to 2628 code for a protein of 813 amino acids. NCBI's taxonomy places the organism in Eukaryota, Viridiplantae, Streptophyta, Magnoliopsida, Malpighiales, Salicaceae. The transcript is spliced from 2 exons. The record is from RefSeq and is a predicted model, not a curated record.